UUUUCUGGAAAGUAAAUAUUUUGAAAUCCCGCUCUAAAUUUACAAUGGCGCCAAAGAGAGCAUCGCCGAUGCAGUCUUCUCUGUACCCUAUCGGUGAUUACGAGGUUGCAGUGGAUGGUAAGAAUUUCACCUGUGAAUCCGGACCCAAAAGCAUCCAAAUCAAAUUUCCCAGAAACAACAUAGUAAAAAUAUCAGAGAAGGAUAAAACCGUUUCUGAUUAUCCGAAAGAAGACAUGUUUCUUCUUCUUAAUCCUCGGGAUGAAGAUGAGUUUACCAAAUCUCAUCUCCAAGAAGUGUUGAAGUUAUAUAGCAAAGAGUUACCAGACAUGAAAUAUGCUUCAAACACUGGGAAGCAAUCUGCAUUCCUUGAGAGAUGUGUCUCUAAAGGAAAGUAUUGUUCUUUGGUUUUGAAGUCCACGCUUGGUGGAGUCUCAGAUGAGAUCUUAGCUGCAAUCACAUAUCAAAUAGUCCCUGCUGAUACACAGUAUGCUGAGAUACCUCUUGCUGCUGUAACAUAUACACACCAGAAAAAGGGAUAUGUAAAAUUAGCAGAGGUAGACCACAAAGGAAAAGCAAGGGGGUUGCACAUUAAGUCUAAUAUUCGAAAAGCCUUGUGUUUUCCGGGCGGUUCAACUCUCAUGCUUUCUCAUCUGAAAAAGGAAUCUUCUCUUAAUCAUGCAAACCUUGAGAUUCCCUCUUCAUGGAAAUAUCAGUGUGAGGGAUCUCCACUCUCAGCAAGAAAUAAUUGCACAGGUCCUGUGACUGGAGAUUCAGUUAAACUUGGAGAGAGCUUUGGUGAAAGCGUAUAUCUUGACUGUCUCUCUGGUAUCAGAAGUCCAAUGGACUCGACCAUAGGAAAGGAAAACAAUAAAGUGAUCUCUGAUCAAGCUACCACAGCUGACAGUGAGACCAAAUGUUCAACACCAGGCUUGCUCCAAAGCUACCACAAGAGAUCUUGGGAAGCUUCAUUGUCCUCUCUACAAUCUAAAAGGAUUAGGGCAAACAACAAUAAUGACACUGAGAUAGCAAAAACAGAUUUGGCUCAGAGCUCUUCAAAGCAAUCAAAAGAUUGUUCUUCCUCCCAAGUGGAUAUAACCAAGGAUCCUCUGCCCACAAUUUGCAAAAGAAACGAUGUUGAACAAUGCAGAACGGGCACUGGGAUAGGCAUGGAAGCUCGUCCAAAUGGACAACACUAUAGAAUCUUGUUGAUGGACAUUUGUGAUGAAAACAAGAGAGCUUGGUUAACAGAGGUAGUAAGAAAACUUGGUGGUGUUGUGACCUUGGAUGGUACAAUGAGCACACAUAUUGUCACCGGAAAAGUCAGGAAAACUCUGAAUUUCUGCACUGCUCUUUGCUCUGGGGCUUGGAUAGUAUCACCAAGUUGGUUAAAAGAAAGUUGCCGAGAAGGAAGAUUUGCUAAUGAAGCUUCCCACAUACUGCAGGACGAAGACUACCAGUUGAAAUAUGAUACUGAUCUAAAAAUCUCAGUGCUUAGAGCAAAAGCUAGACCAAACUCGUUGCUAAAAGGAUAUGACAUAUGCGUUGGACCUAACAUUGAGUUGCCUAUUAAAACUUCAUCUGCUAUCAUCAAAUCUGCUGGUGGAAAUGUGAUAAGUGGAGUGAAUAAGGUAAAGGAGCCGUCAAAGGCGAUAUACAUAGGGUGCGAAGAAGACACUGUCGGGGCAUUAUUUGCAGCAAAGAAAGGAGUUUGGACAUUCAGCAGCGAAUGGUUAAUGAACUGUGUCAUGAAGCAACAACUUGACUUGCAAGUUCCUCAGUUUGUUGAGUCCUUAUGAUGAUGAUUCAAACUCGAGACCUCUAUGAUCUUUAGCUUGGAAAAUUUCACUUAUCUUUUACUUUUGGGUUUUAUGAAAAUGUUGAGACAUUGUCGGAGCUUGAAUGGAUAGGCUAAGAAGCUCAAGUCGCCAAUCUUAUGUAUAAAAAUAAAAAAUUGAAGGUUGA
Messenger RNA from Arabidopsis arenosa, 1962 nucleotides. NCBI's taxonomy places the organism in Eukaryota, Viridiplantae, Streptophyta, Magnoliopsida, Brassicales, Brassicaceae. The record is from the annotation of a GenBank genome assembly.